Molecule: messenger RNA, 1769 nt
Organism: Siniperca chuatsi (mandarin fish)
Lineage: Eukaryota; Metazoa; Chordata; Actinopteri; Centrarchiformes; Sinipercidae
Product: zona pellucida sperm-binding protein 4-like
Exons: 12
Coding region: 122-1753 (543 amino acids)
Biological process (GO): prevention of polyspermy; binding of sperm to zona pellucida
Cellular component (GO): egg coat
Molecular function (GO): acrosin binding; structural constituent of egg coat
Source: RefSeq, a predicted model, not a curated record
CUAAUUAACACUAAUUAACACAAGUCACGUGACAUCCUUCCCAGCUUCAAAGAAAGGAUCUGGAGCCAAAAACCGUCUUAGCCAAAAACAAACAAACAAACAAAAUCUACACUCUAAGGAGAUGAAUUAUCAUUGUGCAAAACUGUAUUUGCUUUCUUUAAGUUUUGCCGUCAUGGCUCAACACUGUUGGUGUUUCUCAACCGUCCAGAUGAAGAAAACACCUCAGCAGCUCGUCCUGCCGAGAGUCACCUGCUCUGCUCGAAGGAUAAGAGCUGUUUUUGGUCCGCUGGUCAAAAGUAAUAUACAUGUUAAUGACAUGACAGGGGCCACAAACCCAGUGCCUCAAUCUGAGGGGUCCUGUGGAGUGAGACUGGACGGAGAGAAAAACCAGAGUCUCUCAUUCUUUAGCAGAUAUGACAGCUGCUAUGCACAGAUUGAGGGCAGCAAAGUGGUCAUCCCUCUGCAGGUGCAGCUGACAGGGGAGAAUCGAUGGUUCAGGGUAAAUAUCAGCUGUCCUCUGAUAAAGAGAAUCAGUGAGAGGAGUCGACUUAUCCCAACAUCGUCACCUGGAAAUUGUGACGUAGAAAGAGCUUUACGAGUGGCGUGUGGCCAGAAAAACACUUCUAGUGAUGUCUGCUACAAACUGGAAUGCUGCUAUGAUGCUCAUGAUUUAACCUGCUACUACAGACUCAAUGCCUGCUCUCUGGAUGGACACUUUGUGUUCUUAGUAAAGGCCACAGACGCAGACCCGCCCAUCGAUCCCAGCAGCCUCAUAGUCAAGGAUCAGCCACAGUGCUCCCCUGUGGUCACCACCCCAGACACGGCUAUCUUCAAGAUUGAAGUCACCGACUGUGGUGCAAAGAUGAAGGUAGAUGGAGAUGUGGUGAUCUAUGAGGUGGAAGUGGAGCAGCUGCAAACCAAAAAAUCACCAUUUAGUCUCCAGGUCCAGUGUGAAUAUGAUGCAUCAGAUUUAAAGCGUGCAGCAGACUUGCGGUCCUUGUAUCCAGUGACCAACCCACCGCCUAUGGUUGCACAGGGAACCAUCAGAGUGCAGAUGAGAAUAGCUAAAGAUGCAUCUUUCACAUCCUUCUUUUCUGAGGACCAGCUUCCACUGACCAUACCCCUGCGUGAAGCUGCAUAUGUGGAGAUCUCCAUCGCCCAGCCGUCCCCAGACCCUACCCUUUCCCUGCGUGUACGGGAUUGCUUUGCCUACCCUGCGUCUAGACACUCUGUGUGGAUGCUGCUCUAUGACGGAUGUCCCAACCCUUUGGAUAACAUGAGAAGCUCUGUCCCUGUGGACAACCAGGGGAAGACCACCUCCCACUCCCAAGUCAGGAGGUUUGAUGUCAAGACCUUUGCCUUCUUGGACCCUCAUACAGGCCAUCCAAGUUUGGAGGAAAUGUACUUCUACUGUUGGGUGGAAAUCUGCACAAAUGUUGUUGACUGUGCGCAGCAUUGCACCAUCAUUUCAUCUGAGGGUGAGAGACAGAGAAGAGAGACAAUGUCUGAGUCUCACCAGGUCGGGCUGGUCUCUUUAGGACCACUGCUGCUGGGACAGAACAACACUGAACUGGAGGACAAUCUAUGUGUGAAGAACACAAUGUUUCAGUUGACAGUGUAUAUGCUCUCUGGUGUUGGUGCCGCCCUGCUGUUGAUCUCUCUGUACAUCGUAUGGUCAAGCAUCAGAAAAUGGCAGAAGCCAGAAGCACAGCAAGCUUGUGAUGCACAAGAUGUCAGUGAACAAUCUCAAUAAAACAUUUCCCCUUCUA